UUGAGGAUGAGCAACUGGCUUCCACUGAAGAGGGAGGCCACUGAGUAUUCAUCACAGUAUAUUCAGAAGGAUGUGAUGCCUCUGGUGGAGAAAGUGUAUGCCCCAGAAACACUAUCUGUGUGCAAUUGUCAAGACCUGGGUCACAACAAACAGCCUCCAGUGCUGCUGGAUAUGAACAGUUCUGCAAGGUACCUGGAUCCAUAUGUAAGCACAACACACUUCACAAAUGCAAAAUUCUCAGAUGAUCAGAUACAUGGAAUUGCCAGAAAUGAUGCUGUAACAUUCUACACGAUGGACCAGAUACCACAGCUGAGCAUACACACACAACCACUCUAUGAUUCAGUUAUAUUUAAGAAUAAGAUAUCCAACAGGACUCUGCCCCAGAUGGUCUGUCGGGUACCACACAAAGGACUGGAGAGUGAGAUGCAAGCCAAGUUCGUACAUCCCUACCAACACAAAUUCUCUAGCAAGAUGUGGGAAUGAGCAGGAUACUCAAUUUCCAUACCAUCUCACUGCCCUGCCUACAACACAUACUGCACUGAGAACUGCCAUACUAGCAAAGGCCAGCCUCUACAGAAGUUUGUCAACUCAGGCAUGUCCUAUUUGUAAAACUGAAAGAACUGUCUUCUAAUACAUGUAAACCACAGUAUGUUGUAGGUAGUCUGAGACUAUGGAGUGCUUAGAAACUGUGAAAUAAAUUUCAAUAGGAUCAACAUAUUUUGCAGGAAAACAGCAUGGAAUAUUCAGGAUAUGCCAUUGUGAUUUUAUUUUUCAGGAAAUGCCCUUGUGAUUUUAUUAAGUUCUCAGUGGGCUACAGGUCAAGGUGACAGUAUAUUUGUGAGCUGGGAUAGCUCAGUCAAUAAAGUGACUAGCUAUAACCUUGAUGAUCAGAUUUCAGUCUUUGACAGGGGCAGAACUAUCUCUCACCACCACAUCCAGACCAACUCUGGAAUCACCCAGCCUCAUAUCCAAUGGAGACAGUAAGGCAGUCAGAGCAUGAAUUUGAUCACUCACUUCCAUCCAUCUAAAGCAGAACUUCGGAAUGGGUGUAGUUCUACUUCCACUCUCCCAGUUUGUUCCCAGUGCAUUGUUCUUAAGCAUAAGGCAAC
Cryptotermes secundus is the source of this 1109-nucleotide messenger RNA. RefSeq lists its product as uncharacterized. NCBI's taxonomy places the organism in Eukaryota, Metazoa, Arthropoda, Insecta, Blattodea, Kalotermitidae. The coding region runs from base 7 to 483 and encodes 158 amino acids. The record is from RefSeq and is a predicted model, not a curated record. The transcript is spliced from 3 exons.